AUGCGCGGAAAAGUAGCAUUCGAGGAGGCCUUUGCCCUGCCUCGUCUUCAGGAAAAGACUCGCUGGUGGGCGUCGCUCUUUGCGGUCAACCCCGACAAGCAUGCCCACGAGAUGACGGACGUCACGGAGACGCGAAUCCAAUAUAUGGACAAGCACGGCGUUGGAUACACCAUCCUAUCCUACACUGCCCCCGGAGUUCAGGAUAUCUGGGACGCCGCCGAAGCGCGCACCCUAACGACAGAGAUCAACGACUACAUUGCCGGUGCCAUCAAGCCUCACCCAGACCGUCUGGGUGCCUUUGCUACUCUAUCUAUGCAUGAUCCGGCCGAAGCCGCUGCUGAGCUGAGGCGCUGCGUGACCGAGCUUGGCUUCAAGGGCGCUCUCGUCAACGACACGCAGCGCGCCGGCCCCGACGGCGACGACAUGAUCUUUUAUGACGGCCCCGAGUGGGACGUCUUCUGGUCCACCGUGACUGACCUCGACGUGCCAUUUUACCUGCAUCCCCGCAACCCGACCGGCACCAUCUACGAGAAGCUGUGGGCCAAGCGCAAGUGGCUCAUCGGCCCGCCGCUCAGCUUCGCCCAGGGCGUGAGCCUGCACCUGCUGGGCAUGGUCACCAACGGCGUCUUCGACCGCCACCCCAAACUGCAGGUCGUGAUUGGUCAUCUGGGCGAGCACCUUCCCUUUGACCUGUGGCGCAUCAACCACUGGUUCGAGGACGUCAAGAAGCCGCUCGGCCUGGACUGCAAAAAGACCAUCCGCGAGUACUUUGCCCAAAACAUCUGGAUCACGACAAGUGGUCACUUUUCCACGCCCACGCUUGAAUAUUGCAUCACUGAGAUGGGCCCCGACCGCAUCAUGUUUUCUAUUGACUAUCCGUUCGAAUCUUUCGGAGAUGCAUGUGAUUGGUACGACAAGGUCGAGCUGAAGGAUGCGUCGCAUGUCGGAAAAAUUGGCCGUGACAACGCCAAGAAGCUGUUCAAGCUCGGCGCUUUCAAGGAUGCAGAGGCAUGA
Molecule: messenger RNA, 1014 nt
Organism: Akanthomyces muscarius
Lineage: Eukaryota; Fungi; Ascomycota; Sordariomycetes; Hypocreales; Cordycipitaceae
Exons: 2
Coding region: 1-1014 (337 amino acids)
Biological process (GO): secondary metabolic process
Cellular component (GO): cytoplasm; cytosol
Molecular function (GO): hydrolase activity; carboxy-lyase activity
Source: RefSeq, a predicted model, not a curated record